Hyalella azteca is the source of this 3484-nucleotide messenger RNA. RefSeq names its product Krueppel-like factor luna. The transcript has 3 exons. The coding region runs from base 1122 to 2975 and encodes 617 amino acids. Gene Ontology annotation, molecular function: RNA polymerase II cis-regulatory region sequence-specific DNA binding; DNA-binding transcription factor activity, RNA polymerase II-specific. Gene Ontology annotation, biological process: regulation of transcription by RNA polymerase II. The record is from RefSeq and is a predicted model, not a curated record. NCBI's taxonomy places the organism in Eukaryota, Metazoa, Arthropoda, Malacostraca, Amphipoda, Hyalellidae.
GGGCGUAUGGCACGAAGAGUCUCGCUCAUGAUCAUCUUAUACCCACUGGGAGUCUUGCCCAGAAAUCCUGCACUGCACAACAAUAAAGGAGGCUCUCUCUCUCUCUCUGUGUUCGAUGCCCGGCGCGCGUGGCUAGCUGGAGAUGAGACAUCGUGAACUCAGCGUGUUCUUUUGCACGGUAAAACCGAAUGAAUUGACGCUUGAAAAUGGAACUCGCACGUGAAAAUGGUGUAUAAAAUGGGACAUAAUUGCUGCAUAUAAGACACUCUUAGUUCCUCAUGUGAUUUUUAAUGGUGAAAAAAAGGAAUUGACGCUUGAAAUUGAAACGCGCGUGAAAAUGGUGUUUAGAACGGGACAUCUUGUACGUUAACGUAAAAACAGUGGCUCUAUACAUGCUAAGUUAUAAAAUCGAAAAAAUUGACGCUUGAAAUUAGAAGUUGUGCGUGAAAAUGGUGGUUAGAAGGUGACAUUUUGUACGUUAACUUGAAAACGUUUGCUCUUUAAAUAUCAAGUAAUAAAACAUUGAACGUUGCUGCUGACACGUUAGUGCCAACAGUUAAGUUUCCAGCAAGAUUCUAUGAAUAGAUAAUUUUUAUUCUCUAUGUGAAGAAUGAGAAAAUUUAUCCUUAAGAGAAGAUUGAGACUGAAUCUGAGAUUUGAGUGACGCUUCUGUUAACAAAAACUGAUAUUUUCAACCAAAGGAUGGCAAGGGGGAGAAAAUUAACAAGUUUUGCUCAAAUUAAUGAUUGUUGAAACGAGUUGGCGUAUAGAGUGUUCAGAAAAAGUCUUAUUUUUGAAUUAUACAUUAUUAAUUGACAUUGACAUACAUCAGAGACGGGAGAAUUUUGUCCAUAUUGAUCUAAUUAUCUGUGGCAAAGCGUUCGUUAGAAUUUCAGUUCGUUUAUUACCUCAUCAAUGAAGCGAGAAAGUGCAGACAAAAACCUUCAUAUUAUUUACAAGUCUAUUUUUAAAUUUACCGGCGGGCGUUAUCAAUUCCGUGAUUGAGAAAUCUGUUAACGGGAAAAAAUUGUUAUUUGCCAACAACGAGUGGCACAAAAAAAAAACCAGACUCAUUUCAGCAAAUAAAAUUAGUUCGUCGGUCUGAAGGAAGCUGCUCUCUCAUGGCCUUACCAUUGAUGACAGUGAGCGUCCACAAGGAUGAGCAGCAGUGGAUGGAGACCAUGCGGUCCCAGCCUUCACCGGUGGUGGAAUCCACCUUCGAGGCACCAUGGGAUCCACCGGCAUCACAUUUGGUCUCCCAAUCCACCAACCUUGCAUCGGAAGUUCCUCAUACCCAGACCCCGUUCACCAGCGCCAUUUCCGAUGCCUUGACAUCAACCUGCUCUCCCGGACCUCCGUUUUGUCCCAGUCUGUACACUUCCCAGUAUAAUUUUAACAGUCCUCACUUCCAGCACUUUCAACAGACCGUUACCCAUACGGAUGAUAAAUCCAACCCAUCAAAUUUCCCUGAGCCACCACCUUACAAUCCGGAUUUAAUCACUCCUCAUCCUCCGAGUCAAACUCAUUUGUCCGGCGGAUAUUACGCCGUACCAACGACUGUGACAACAACUGAAAAUUUUUCGAGAUCGGCUCUUCCAUCUGAAGAUCCGAAAGUUUUACGUAUGGUAGAGAAGCCCCAAAACCCACUGUUUUCCCACAGUUCGCACGAGAAAGGUGCUGGAGCAAACCUUAGAAGCAAUUACUACUAUGAUCAAAUGGUACUUUCAAUUCACAAACGAACUAAUAUUGAAGGAUACAACACGGAUGUCAACAAACCCUGGAACUACGAGACAUCAAAACCAUCAAAAACAAUAGAUCAAAACUGGCUUUCAGGGGCUCCAACCGAAAGCUCUACGACAUCACCAGAAUUUCGUUGUGACAAGAUUCAACAAGAGACUUCUCGUGGAGCGAAAGGUGAGGGCUUCCAGAGCCAAGCACCUUUCCUUGAGUGCAAAUCCGAAAGAAAUGACGUAGCCCACUCAUACAGCAAUGUUAGAGAAACAAGCACCAACUACAAUCAGUUUCACGAGUAUACCAGAAGCGCGGUGUCCAGUAACAUCGUCGCAAAUAUGGGGACAAACAUGCAGGUUGGGAUCGAAGUUAGUCAGCACGUGGAAGAGAUUCACUGUCAGCAAGUAAAGAUUAAGGAAGAAAUUGGGGUUACACCACCAACAUAUCCAUUAGUAACACCUCCACCUCCUCUUUAUCCCCACCAUAAUGUUCCAAAUUCACAGCAUCAUCAACAAGUUCUACCGGAUUCAUAUGACUUUCACAAUCAAUCUCAACCGUAUCAGACACUACAGUACCAUUCGUACAAUCCACAUCCAGUUGCUCACCAUCCUCAAUCUUCUCCAGGACUGUCAACUCCUCCGGUAGGUUCUCCCUUCCCUGGAGUCCCAUAUCCUUCCUCUUCUUCCAGUAAUUCAGAUUCUUGUGGUUGGGGGAUUCCGAACAACUCUUUUGGUCCAGCAUACGAGCCCGGUUCUUCAGCUUCGACACAGAUUAACUAUCAAGGUGACCAACACUACAACAUUUAUGCUCGUUCGGUUUAUAUACAAAAUGGUGGUCAUUUUUCUCCUAUUCCACCUCCAUAUCCAACUCCUCCAAUGCUGCAUUCACGCACUGGUGUUCCUAAUCCGAAUUCUGGAAGCAACCUGACUACCCCCCUGAAAGCUCGAAGACGGCGAAGAUGGACCCGGCGUCGCAGCGUGGUGCACACUUGCUCUCACUCGGGUUGUGCCAAGACCUACGCCAAGUCAUCGCACCUCAAGGCCCACAUGAGGACCCACACCGGGGAAAAGCCCUACCAAUGCGACUGGAAAGGCUGCGGGUGGAAAUUCGCGCGUUCUGACGAACUGACGAGGCAUUACCGCAAGCACACCGGCGACCGCCCCUUCCAGUGCAGACUUUGCGAGCGAGCCUUCAGCCGCUCCGACCACCUCAGCCUGCACAUGAAGAGGCAUAUGGCGCUAUGAUGCUAAUAUAUGAUAGAUUUAUUCAAUUAACCCUACAGGAUUAUUCUGUUUGUACGAAAUGGAUGUAAUCUUAUCUGCUCGAACAUUAUGCGUGAAUAAUAGAGCUCCAUUAUUUCAUCUGAUGUAUUUUAAAUAUAAAUAUUAAAUCAUGUAACACUGACUCGACAUUAAAUAUAAAUUUCAUAACGCAUAGUAUCAUGGAUGUUGACUGUCACCACUCCGCUGUGCGCAGAGUCUACGGGAAAUAUUUUACUCUUUCAUUCAGCGUCAUUGCUGUGGCGCUAGGAAAAUGUAAAAUAUUCUCAUUUUCUUGAGAAUAAAUCUCUAAGUUUGGAUGAUAUUUGUUUCUGAAACAAAUGACAUGCAAUGCUUUUGAAAUUCAAGCGUCCUAAAAAAUAAAAUAAUUCUUCAUUUUAGUACGAAUGAGUCUGAAUGAACAUGUAUAAUGAGUUUAUGAGUUCAAGCAUAUGAACUACUAAUAUUUCUCGCUUUUAACCCACUAAUAAACA